AUGUCACGCGUAAAAGAUAUUGUCAAACAUCAAGAAAAAGUAGAUAUUGUAGUAGAAAAGCCUCCACAAAAUGAAACUUCCAAGAUAAAACGUAAAGCUUCAAUUACUAGUAUCUUUUCACGUGCUAAAAAAGAACAUCAAAGUGAUCCACAUCGAUAUGAAAAUACUUCCUUCAAAAUAUUCAAAGCCGAAAUAAGCCAAAAUGGCGAAAGUGUU
Molecule: messenger RNA, 216 nt
Organism: Ambispora gerdemannii
Lineage: Eukaryota; Fungi; Glomeromycota; Glomeromycetes; Archaeosporales; Ambisporaceae
Source: the annotation of a GenBank genome assembly